CGUGACGGAAGCUCGUAGCGCCGCCGGUCGGCGGCGGCGGCGACGAGGCGUACCUCCUCGACCUCGCUGCGUGUGUACCCCGAAAUGGAAUCUUUCUGGACGUGGAACGGGAACACAUCAAAGCAUGAGCUGACAUGUUCACCCUACCCAAGCUCAGGACGACGGUUAAACGCCGCCACCUCCUCCUUGCCCUCUUUGUCAUCGGGGUCCUCUACAUGACACGUCAGUUGUUCUCCCUCCGAGAGGUCUCCAGGGGAAGCCAGACAAAAGGUGCCGGCAGGCCGAGCCCGCCUUCCAGUGCAAAGACUGUGGCGGCCCCUGGCGACGGCAAAGGAGAAAUGCCUUCAGUCAGGGGUGUCGCUCCGCAAGACCAGGCUCUCUACGCCAACAGGAAGUGGUUCAAAUGCCUCAAAGGAGACGUGACGAUCAUGUUCACUCAAGUCAACGACGAUUACUGCGACUGCGAAGACGGCUCUGAUGAACCGGCCACAAAUGCCUGCUUGAAUGGAAGGUUCUUCUGUAAACAGGAGACGCCUGGAAAGCCCGGAUACAUCCCGGCGACCCGCGUGAACGACGGCAUCUGCGACUGCUGUGACGGCAGUGACGAGUGGCUGGGAGUAUUUGCAGUGCCGCAGCUCAGGUUAUCAGAGAAGCAGCAGAUGAAGCUGGGAACCUUCCAGGCCCCCUGCAAAGUGCGCUGCUGAUCAAGCCCUAACCAAUUAACUCAAAACUCUCUGUGCGCGGUUGCUCGUCCAUGGGAAGUCACUGGCGGUUCCUCGUGCCAAUUGUCUCAAUUGCCGGGUUUUGCCUUGUGGCCCAGAGGGGUCGAAAGAUGGAAGACUGUGGGCUCGCUCCAGAGUGGUCAACAACCAGACGGCCAAUCCCAUCGCUUUGUUCACUUCUCAGCUUGUGCUGCGUUUAUGAAGUAGUAUUAAGUGGCUUCAAAAUGUGGUGCUUUACAUAUUAACCUACCACUCGUUUGAUGUGCCGACGGGUCGUGGCACCUACCGGCACUUAUAAUAAAGUUGUUUUGCAGUUCUUUUCCACCGGCA
Molecule: messenger RNA, 1052 nt
Organism: Ixodes scapularis (black-legged tick)
Lineage: Eukaryota; Metazoa; Arthropoda; Arachnida; Ixodida; Ixodidae
Product: glucosidase 2 subunit beta
Exons: 4
Coding region: 135-704 (189 amino acids)
Biological process (GO): N-glycan processing
Cellular component (GO): glucosidase II complex
Molecular function (GO): protein binding
Source: RefSeq, a predicted model, not a curated record